AUGACAAGAGAACAACCACCAGCUAUUUUUUACGUCAAUGCAGCUUUGUUUGACUGUGAUGGUACCUUAGUCAACUCCACUGGUGCCAUUUCUGAAUUCUGGAGAGAAUUUGGAAAAACCAGACCACACUUUGACCCAGAAGAGGUUAUUAGAACUUCUCAUGGAUGUCGUACAUUUGACGUUAUCAAAAAAUGGUCACCAGAAGAUGCUAUUGAAGAACAAGUUACACAGUGGGAAGGUGACAUACCCGAUUCAUUCGGUCAUCAUGCUAAAGCUAUUCCAGGUGCCGUUGAAUUGGUUAAAUCAUUUGACAAGUACUCCAAAGAAAACACAGAUGAUGGUAGACAGAGGUGGGCUAUUGUUACCUCUGGUACUUUGCCAUUAGCCACUAAAUGGUUGAAAUUGUUGACAAUUGAAAAACCAGACACCUUUAUCACUGCUGAAAAAGUCACCAAAGGUAAACCACAUCCUCAAGGUUACUUGAAUGCCAGAGAAAACUUGGGCUUUGGUGCUAACCAUGCCAAGGUUGUUGUUUUUGAAGAUGCUCCAGCUGGUAUUUCUGCAGGUAAGGAUGCCGGUGCUAUGGUUGUUGGUAUCUGCUCAACUUACGACCCAGAAAAGGUUAGGAAUUCAGGCGCCAACAUUGUUGUCAAAGAUUUAACUAGUUUCCACAUCGAUUCAUACAACAAAGAAACUGAAGAGUUCAAGGUUGUUGUUGAUGAAUAUUUCUACGCCGAUCCACAAUACGUAGAAAACACUGCUUAG
Messenger RNA from Lodderomyces orthopsilosis Co 90-125, 765 nucleotides. It is a transcript of the gene RHR2, whose product is annotated as glycerol-1-phosphatase. Lineage: Eukaryota; Fungi; Ascomycota; Pichiomycetes; Serinales; Debaryomycetaceae. Gene Ontology annotation, molecular function: sn-glycerol 1-phosphatase activity; beta-phosphoglucomutase activity. The transcript has a single exon. The coding region runs from base 1 to 765 and encodes 254 amino acids. The record is from RefSeq and is a predicted model, not a curated record. Gene Ontology annotation, biological process: glycerol biosynthetic process; response to osmotic stress.